Messenger RNA from Alnus glutinosa, 3913 nucleotides. Its product is annotated as topless-related protein 3-like. Gene Ontology annotation, biological process: regulation of DNA-templated transcription. Bases 262 to 3657 code for a protein of 1131 amino acids. The record is from RefSeq and is a predicted model, not a curated record. Gene Ontology annotation, molecular function: protein binding. The transcript has 25 exons. NCBI's taxonomy places the organism in Eukaryota, Viridiplantae, Streptophyta, Magnoliopsida, Fagales, Betulaceae.
CGCAUCGAAGAUAGCGAGACCAAGUCUCUCUUUCUCUCUCCCUCUCUAUAUAUCUCCCUUAUCCGCAGCCUUUGAAACCCUAGAAUCCUAGUAAUUCGUGCAGUGAAAUCCUUGGAAGAAGCGGAGAUUUCGGGGAUUCUGAGGCGGUUUGAGCAUUUGUGAGUUUGGACUGGGACUGGGAGUGCGUGUUUUGGUGGAAUUUGGAGUUUUUGGAGGGUCUGGAUAUUGGUUUUUGUUUGUCGGGGGUUCUAAGCGGGAAGGAUGUCGUCUCUGAGCAGAGAAUUGGUGUUUCUCAUACUCCAAUUUCUGGAGGAGGAGAAGUUCAAGGAGUCUGUGCACAAGCUUGAGAAAGAAUCAGGGUUUUUCUUCAACAUGAAGUACUUUGAGGAGAAAGUUCAGGCUGGAGAGUGGGAAGAAGUAGAGAAGUAUUUAGCGGGAUUUACCAAAGUUGAUGAUAAUAGAUACUCCAUGAAGAUAUUCUUUGAGAUCAGGAAGCAGAAGUAUCUUGAAGCACUUGAUCGGCAAGACAAGGCGAAGGCUGUUGAAAUAUUAGUGAAUGAUUUGAAAGUAUUCUCAACAUUCAAUGAGGAAUUGUACAAAGAAAUCACUCAGCUAUUAACUCUUGGCAAUUUCAGGGAAAAUGAGCAGCUCUCCAAGUAUGGUGAUACCAAAACAGCUCGUAGCAUAAUGUUGAUCGAGCUUAAAAAGCUCAUAGAAGCAAAUCCCCUCUUUCGUGAUAAGCUUGUUUUCCCCACUCUGAAGUCAUCAAGACUGCGGACUUUAAUAAACCAAAGUUUGAAUUGGCAGCACCAGCUCUGCAAGAACCCAAGGCCAAACCCGGACAUUAAAACUUUAUUCACAGACCACACUUGUGCACCUCCUAAUGGUCCUCUUCCACCAACACCUGUCAAUCUCCCGAUUGCAGCAGUUGCAAAGCCUGCUGCUUAUACCUCACUUGGAGCUCAUGGUCCCUUUCCACCAACUGCAGCAGCUGCUAAUGCUAAUGCUUUAGCAGGUUGGAUGGCCAAUGCUUCUGCUGCUUCAUCUGUCCAGGCAGCUGUUGUUACUGCAUCAUCCAUACCUGUUCCACAAAACCAAGUUUCAAUCUUGAAACGUCCAAGAACACCUCCAGCAACUCCAGGUAUAGUGGAGUAUCAGAGUACAGAUCAUGAACACCUAAUGAAACGACUGCGGCCUGCUCAAUCUGUUGAAGAGGUCACAUAUCCGACUCCCCGACAGCAAGCUCUUUGGUCACUGGAGGACCUGCCGAGAACAGUAGCUAUAACAAUGCAUCAAGGAUCCACCGUCACAAGCAUGGAUUUUCAUCCUUCUCACCACACAUUGCUUCUUGUUGGUUCUAAUAAUGGUGAAAUUGCCCUCUGGGAACUUGCGUUGCGUGAGAGGUUGGUUUCAAAGCCAUUCAAGAUAUGGGAUAUGGCAGACUGUAGUACAUUGACAUUUCAGGCUUCUGUUGCCAAAGAUACACCAAUAUCUGUCAGCCGAGUUACAUGGAGUCCAGAUGGAAAUUUUGUGGGGGUUGCAUUUACCAAACAUUUGAUUCACUUGUAUGCUUAUACUGGGUCGAAUGAUCUACGCGAACAUAAAGAGAUUGAUGCCCAUGUUGGAGGUGUGAAUGACUUGGCUUUUGCUCAUGCAAAUACUCAUGCAAAUGAACAACCAUGUCUUGUGUCCUGUGGAGAUGAUAAGCUGAUAAAGGUGUGGGAUUUGAGUGGAAGAAAACUAUUCAACUUUGCCGGUCAUGAGGCACCAGUAUAUUCUAUCUGUCCUCAUCACAAAGAGAACAUUCAGUUCAUAUUUUCAACUGCUAUUGAUGGAAAAAUAAAGGCCUGGCUGUAUGACACUUUGGGUUCUAGAGUUGAUUAUGAUGCUCCUGGACGCUGGUGUACUACAAUGCUUUACAGUGCUGACGGAAGUAGGCUGUUCUCUUGUGGGACAAGUAAAGAUGGGGAUUCUUAUCUAGUUGAAUGGAAUGAAAGUGAAGGAGCAAUAAAGAGGAGUUAUACUGGGUUUAGUAGAAAGAAAUCAGUAGGUGUUGUGCAGUUUGACACAACACAGAAUCACUUUUUGGCUGCUGGUGAAGAAAGCCAGAUAAAAUUUUGGGAUAUGGACAGUAUCAAUGUUGUCGCCAGCACCGAUGCCGAUGGUGGACUCCCGAACCUUCCUCGUUUGAGAUUCAAUAAGGAAGGGAAUCUUCUUGCUGUUACUACAGCAGACAAUGGAUUCAAGAUACUUGCAAAUGUUGCUGGUAUCAGGUCUUUAAGAGCAAUUGAAACCCCAUCAUUUGAAGCAUUAAGAUCGCCCAUUGAAUCUGCUUCAGCUAAGGUAACUGGCUCUUCUGCCAUCGCAAAUGUUAAUCCUGUCAAUUGUAAAGUUGAAAGGAGCUCCCCUGUCAGGCCUUCUCCAAUUCUUAAUGGAGUUGAUCCCAUGAAUAGAAGCAUGGAAAAGCCAAGAACCGUGGAGGAUGUAACUGAGAGAACCAAACCCUGGCAGCUAUCUGAGAUUGUGGAUGCCGUCCAGUGCCGAUUAGUUACCAUGCCUGACAGCACAGAUUCUUCCAACAAGGUUGUUCGACUUAUAUAUACAAAUUCUGGUGUCGGGGUCUUGGCACUUGGGUCAAAUGGUGUUCAGAAGCUAUGGAAGUGGACACGGAACGAACAAAAUCCAAGUGGCAAGGCCACUGCCAGUGUCGUUCCACAGCAUUGGCAACCAAGCAGUGGUCUUCUUAUGACUAAUGAUGUCUCAGGUGUCAAUCUCGAAGAAGCAGUUCCAUGUAUAGCACUAUCAAAGAAUGACUCGUAUGUAAUGUCAGCCUGUGGUGGAAAGGUUUCGUUAUUUAACAUGAUGACAUUCAAGGUAAUGACAACAUUCAUGCCACCACCCCCUGCUUCUACCUUUCUAGCAUUUCAUCCUCAAGAUAACAACAUCAUAGCUAUUGGAAUGGAGGAUUCAACCAUCCACAUAUAUAAUGUUAGAGUGGAUGAGGUAAAAUCAAAAUUGAAGGGUCACCUGAAGCGGAUUACCGGUUUAGCUUUUUCAACAAAUCUUAAUAUCCUGGUGUCUUCCGGGGCUGAUGCUCAACUGUGUAUGUGGAGCAUUGACACGUGGGAGAAGAGGAAGUUAGUAACAAUCCAGAUACCUGCUGGAAAGGCACCUGUCGGUGACACUAGAGUGCAGUUCCACACUGACCAAAUCCGCUUACUGGUGGUCCAUGAGUCACAAUUGGCUAUAUAUGAUGCCUCCAAGAUGGACCGCAUCCGGCAGUGGGUCCCACAAGACGUGCUGUCUGCACCCAUUUCUUAUGCAGCAUACUCCUGCAAUAGUCAACUAGUUUAUGCCACCUUUUGCGAUGGUAAUAUUGGGGUGUUUGAUGCUGAUAGUCUGAGACUAAGAUGUCGUAUUGCCCCGUCGGUGUACUUGUCCCAGGCAGCUUUAAAUGGAAGCCAACCUGCGCACCCGCUUGUUGUUGGGGCACAUCCACAGGAUCCCAACCAAAUUGCUAUCGGACUGACUGAUGGGUCUGUAAUGGUGAUAGAGCCAUCAGAAUCAGAGGGGAAAUGGGGAUCAACCCCACCUAUGGAUAAUGGGAUACUGAAUGGCAGGACAGCAUCAUCCUCUGCCGCAAGCAACCACCCCUGAUCAGGCACAAAAAUGAGAUUCAUUGUGUUUUACUAGUGAAGUUCAUCCCCAUCUGUAAUUUAUCAGCCUAGAUGCUUAGGUUUUUAUUCUCCCAUUUGUUCCUUGUCAAAGGGGAAGCUUGGACAUAAAAUUGUUAAUGGUUAGAAAUAUGUUCUUGUAUACCUAAUUUGUUGUAGUCAACUCAUAAAAAAUGAAUUGCAUCUUGUAAUCUCUUGUUCCUUGGAGCAGUUGUAAUGUAUUUAUUUUUUCUUCUCCA